Molecule: messenger RNA, 1842 nt
Organism: Henningerozyma blattae CBS 6284
Lineage: Eukaryota; Fungi; Ascomycota; Saccharomycetes; Saccharomycetales; Saccharomycetaceae
Gene: POL4
Product: DNA-directed DNA polymerase IV
Exons: 1
Coding region: 1-1842 (613 amino acids)
Biological process (GO): double-strand break repair via nonhomologous end joining
Cellular component (GO): nucleus
Molecular function (GO): DNA binding; DNA-directed DNA polymerase activity
Source: RefSeq, a predicted model, not a curated record
AUGGCCAUUUUUAAAGGACGAUCAUUUAUCUUAUUUCCAAAUAAUGAAGUGUCAUCGAUAAAUAUUUUUGAAAACUUGAUCAAGAAUAAUGGCGGUAAAAUAAUUGAAUAUGAACAUGAUAUCACUAAUGCAAGCCCUGAUAUAAAUUACGGAUACAGUCAUAUCAUAGGUUUGGUAAAUGAUUCAUAUUUAACAUUAAAUAACAAUAAGUAUGAGAUUUAUGAAAAUAAUUUACUCUUGAAUGAAAUGGACUUAAACAAAAGGAAAUUAUGGGAAUUUGUAAAGAAAAAUAAUAUUACGUUAGUAAAUAUUAGUUCUGUAAGUUUUUGGUUGAAGGUAAAAAAAAUAUUAAUAAAUCAAGAUAAUAUAAUAACUAUCACAAAGGAUCCAGGUCUACAUUUGGAAGAAAUUUCAACAUCUGAUAGUUGCAAUCAAAGUACUAGUGAAUGCGAAACAGAUAUAGGAGAUAUAAUAAAUGAACUUGUUAAAUGUAAUUCUGGAUCUUCAAAAAAUUUAAAUUCCAAUCUAAACAAUGCAGAUAAUGUAGGCGAGGUAAGUUCAUCAGGCACACUUCAUGGUUUAAAAAAUGAAGUUAUACCACAGUAUAAUAAUGAGAUUGAAGAAGAUAAUAAAUCAAUAAGUGCAUCUUCACUUGCAAGAAAUACUAAUGGAAAUGAAUUAUUAAUUAAGACUCUGGAUAAACUAUCGAAAAUACAUACUAUACGUGGAGAUGAAUUUCGAAGUAGAGGUUAUAAAUUAGCAAAAAUAUCAGUCUCUAAAUAUCCCCACAAGAUAAAAUCUGCCAAAGAGGCUCAGGAAAAAAUACCUCAUAUUGGAGCAAGUAUUGCUAAAAAAAUAGAAACUUUAUUAAAAACCGGCAAAUUACCAGGAUUAGAAAUAGCUUCGAAAUUAGAGUCAAGAAAGGAAUAUUUUUCAAGCUGUUAUGGCAUAGGGCCUGUAACGGCAGAAAAUUGGGAUUCUCUUCAAAUAAAUAGUUUAAAUGAAGCUCUUAAAAGAUUUCCUAAAAUAUUUCAGCAUGAUUGGUCAAUCUUAUUCGGAUGGAAGUAUUACGAAGACUGGAACAAAAAAAUCCCCAGAUCAGAAUGUGUUAAGCAUAUGCAAAUAAUAAAAGAAGAAUUGAAACUUCUUGAUGAUAGCAUUGAAUGUGAAAUUCAAGGUAGUUUUCGACGUAAUCGUGCAUUAUGCGGUGAUAUUGAUAUUCUAUUUUAUAAAAAGGAAUGUGACGAUAUUUCUGACUUAUAUGUUGUCCUGGAAAUGCUAGCAAUAAAGCUUUAUAAGAAAAAGUAUAUCAAAUGUUUUUUACAACUCAGCAAGAAUAUUAAUCUGGUCUUUGAUAAUGAAAUUCAAACCACACUUCAGAAAGCAGGGAUAAGUAACAAUGAAUUCCGUUCAAUAUCGUUAACAAAUAGACCUAAGUUAUUCUUAGGAGCUAAAUUAUCUACUACGAUUCCAGAAUUUGAUACAUCAUUAUAUACCAUUAAUCCUGAAAUAGAUGUUAAAUUACAUUCAGAAGAUAAAUAUAUGUCAAGUAGUGUUCAAGCAAAUUCUGUCUCUCAUGCUUUAGAAGAAUACCCUUGUAGAAGAAUAGAUUUCUUUAUUUGUAAAUGGUCCGAGAUUGGUGCCAGUAAACUUCAUUAUACGGGUUCUGGUGAAUUUAACAGGGAAGUAAGAAAGAUAGCAAUUUCGAAAGGAAUGAAGCUAACACAGCAUGGUUUAUAUCAAAACGAUAUUUUAUUGGAAUCAUUUAAUGAAAAACGUAUAUUUGAUCUACUUGAUAUCCCCUUUAUUGAACCUCCAGACAGACAAGAGUUAAAGUUUUAA